AUGUCUAGCGUGGCAGAAUUAAUAACUCUCAUCUCGUUUUUCUGUGUUUUAUUUAAUUCGACUUCAGCAAAUACUUUAGGGACAAACAAGGCAGAAAUAAGUGAUAUGAGUUCGAAUGGCGGGAGUGAGAUCUCAAAUGGAUUGCCUCUGAGAUCAUAUGGGGAUGCCACCGGUAGACGUUCUCUCGGAAAUUAUCAUAAUGUGCGGCCUCUAUACGGUCUCGGUCCGCAAAUGUUGCAAACAUCACGGUCUAAAGUACCUUUCGAACUGGAUUUGUUGGAAAAUGAGGACAGCAGUCGAUCCAAGCGUUUUGACGACUAUGGUCAUAUGCGGUUCGGAAAACGAGGUGAUGAGGAGCAAUUCGACGAUUACGGUCACAUGCGUUUUGGUAGAAGUACAUAUUCAUAAACUAAGAUCAUAAAAAUC
Rhagoletis pomonella (apple maggot) is the source of this 426-nucleotide messenger RNA. Its product is annotated as callisulfakinin-like. NCBI's taxonomy places the organism in Eukaryota, Metazoa, Arthropoda, Insecta, Diptera, Tephritidae. The record is from RefSeq and is a predicted model, not a curated record. Bases 1 to 408 code for a protein of 135 amino acids. The transcript has a single exon.